This is a messenger RNA of Lottia gigantea (owl limpet), 357 nucleotides long. RefSeq lists its product as hypothetical. The transcript has a single exon. The record is from RefSeq and is a predicted model, not a curated record. Lineage: Eukaryota; Metazoa; Mollusca; Gastropoda; Lottiidae. Bases 1 to 357 code for a protein of 118 amino acids.
AUGGUAAAUAGAGGGGAUGGAAAAUACAGUGUCGGUAGAGAGGGUGAAAGAGACAGGUUGAAUAGAGAAAAUGGAAGAGACAGUGGAAGUAGACAGGGUGGAAGUAGAGAGGAUGCAAAAGCCAGGGUGAAUAGAGAGCAUGAAAAAGACAGUGGAACUAAAGAGGAUGGAAGAGGCAGGCCGAAUAGAGAGGAUGUAAAAGACAGGGUGAAUAUAGAGAGGAUGGAAAAUACAGUGGGGAUAGAGAGGAUUGAAGAGACAGGAGAAUUAAAUAGGACGGAAGAGAAAUGGGUAAAAGAAAGGCGGGAAAACAUGCAAGAUAAGAUGCACGGUAGAGGCUUAGUAGGUAAACAAUAA